GGGCUUCCCGUUUUGCCUUCCCCUUGGCUGAUCCAAAAUGGAGAAAGCCACAUCUUCCCGUUCCGAUUCAAACGCCAUUUCCGCCUCCGCCAAUGCUACCAAGAAUCAGAACUGCACUUCAUCAUCAUCACCUCCGCUUCGCGAUCACGACCAGUACCGAUGCCCCCAAGAUUUCGUUACCAAUUUCACUUCACUGCAUCAUUCCAUUUUCCCACCAAAAUCUCACCUCCCUCCCUCCUCCCACUCGCCCUCCGGUUCCUCCUCUUCUUCAGAUGAUUUCCAGGUGCUCCUUGACCCUAUCUCUGACGCCAUCGCCACUGAGCGCCGACUCAACCAGGCGCGCCUCAUCCUGGAGUACCACCAACUCUGUCAACACUACGAUCUGUGCCUUGCUCGUCUCCAGGUCCUCUGUCAAGAGCUCGAGACACUUCGCAGGGAGAAUGCUGAUCUCCGCUUGACCAACUCGGAGCUAGUCAAGCUCUUGAGCCUCUCUUCUCAGGCGGUGAUGAAACGAAGUCUACGAAAUGAAGACAUUGCGAAUUUCAACGUGCACAGUGAGACAAGGAGCAUUAAAAAUGUGGAGAGUUCGCUGCCGAAGAGUACCUCAAUCAGGUCGAGUGAUUACCCGAAGAACCAACAGCAAGGACCGAGUCGGAUGCGAGUCGCGCCUCCACUCGUCUCUGGAUCUGUGCAGCAGCAGCGAGUGUGUGUGCCACUAGGGGAUCAGCAAGGGCAAGAGGAAGAGGCAUUGGAGUUCGAGGCGUACAAUCGAGGAAUGAUGAAGACUGAGCUGUGCAAUAAGUGGCAGGAGACCGGCUCGUGCCCUUACGGUGACCACUGCCAGUUCGCUCACGGCAUCUCAGAGCUGCGUACAGUUAUCAGGCAUCCAAGGUACAAGACCGAGGUUUGCAAGAUGGUUCUGGGCGGGGAAAGGUGCCCGUACGGCCACAGAUGCCACUUCCGUCACUCCCUUACCGAGCAGGAGCGGAUGCGACUGUGACGUUGAUUUAGAGGUUCAUGGCGCGUGAGUUGGAAUAGUCUUCAGAUUUUCUUUCCAGCAAAGCUCAUACUGGAACUUGUGGUGAGGACUCUGUUAAUUACCUUUUCUUUGCUCUUUCUUAUCAUAAGGUGAUUCCAGCUAGAUGCUAAAAUUAGCUUGAACUUAAUGCUUCUUACUCAGUCUGAGUAAAUGUUAUUGUUCACU
Molecule: messenger RNA, 1204 nt
Organism: Rubroshorea leprosula
Lineage: Eukaryota; Viridiplantae; Streptophyta; Magnoliopsida; Malvales; Dipterocarpaceae
Source: the annotation of a GenBank genome assembly